Messenger RNA from Paramecium pentaurelia, 698 nucleotides. Lineage: Eukaryota; Ciliophora; Oligohymenophorea; Peniculida; Parameciidae. The record is from the annotation of a GenBank genome assembly.
AUGAGAUAUAUUAAUGUGAUUUAGACUCCAAAAAGUGAAUAAUAAUAAAUAAUAUUACCAAAUGUUAGAGUACGAUCUAAUACUAUGCAAUAAAAUAAAUAACAAGUUAAUUAUAAGAAAUAAAUUACUUUAAAUAAUGAUUAAUCAUACAAUAUUGGAAAUGAACUUAAUUCAUCAAGAAUAAAUAAUAUAUUCUAAAUGGAAAUUAUGACUCAUAAAUUUGAAUAGUUAAAAGUUUCAUUAUCUCAUUCUACUUAAGAAGAUGUUAAUAAAACAAAUAUAAUUAAAAGUAAAAAGAAAAAGACCAUAUAAAAGACUUAAUGUAAUGAAUCAAUUUAUAGAAUAAAUGAAUAUUAGUUAUUUAAAAAGAAAAUAGAAGAUACCAUUUAAACAGAAUUAAAGUAAAUUUAAGAAUCUCGAUAAAAAUUGAUGAAAUGUGUCUUAAACACACGUUAAAGAAAUAGAUCCUUAUAACUAUAUGGUGAUGAUUUAACACCAGUUAUAUAAAACGAAAAAACAAUCCUAUAAAAUUAAAAAGAUGAAAAAGGUUAUUAAAUACAUCAUCAAUAGAAUAGAGAUACUUGCUUGAUUCCAUUAAAAAAUAGUAUACGCAAAGAUCACCUAUGGGUAAUGCUUACUGUUGUUUGAAAGCCUUAAAAAAGACUUAGUAAAAAAAAGUAUUUUUAAAGUUGUGUUGA